This is a messenger RNA of Prunus armeniaca (apricot), 639 nucleotides long. Lineage: Eukaryota; Viridiplantae; Streptophyta; Magnoliopsida; Rosales; Rosaceae. The record is from the annotation of a GenBank genome assembly.
AUGGCUAUCAACAUCACAGACUACGAAUUCAAUUGCGACACGCACGACCUCUACAGAGUAGAUUUCUUCGAUGACAAUAUCGAAACCCUAGUCACGCACACUCCGUCCAAGGUGAGGUCUUGGAUCCAGAAAAUCAAAUACAUACACCGUUUCCGGCUCCACGAACUCAUCGUCGGCCUCGACGUUGAGUGGCGCCCAUCCUUCACCCAAGGCGUCACCAACCCUGUAGCAACCCUGCAACUAUGCGUCGGCCACAAUUGCCUCAUUUUUCAGCUCUGCUACUGCGAUCGGAUCCCCAAGUGCCUUUUCGACUUUCUUGCGAAUCCGAGCUUUACCUUUGUGGGCGUCGGGGUAGGGCAAGAUGUUCGAAAGCUGGCGGAUGAUUAUGGCCUGGAGGUAGCGAACUCUGUGGACCUUAGGGUUUUGGAGGCGAGGCGCUACGGGUGGGACCGGCCCCGGAGCGUGAGCCUGAAGGACAUGGCAUCGGAGGUUCUAGGGCAGGAAUUUCAGAAGCCGAAGAGUAUUACUUUGAGUCACUGGGACAAGCCAUACCUCUCCCCUGCGCAAGUCAAGUAUGCUUGUGUUGAUGCCUUUGUUUCUUUCGAAAUUGGCAGGGUCUUGAUCGCAGCAGAGGACUAA